Messenger RNA from Protobothrops mucrosquamatus (brown spotted pit viper), 1136 nucleotides. It is a transcript of the gene TM4SF18, whose product is annotated as transmembrane 4 L six family member 18. The transcript has 5 exons. The record is from RefSeq and is a predicted model, not a curated record. Gene Ontology annotation, cellular component: membrane. Bases 139 to 744 code for a protein of 201 amino acids. NCBI's taxonomy places the organism in Eukaryota, Metazoa, Chordata, Lepidosauria, Squamata, Viperidae.
GAACUGGACUUGUCAGACAAGAAACAUAUCCCAGCAACUGAUUCAUGUAAAUGCAAAAUGUCUCCAUUCAACCAAGAAAACAAGAGCUUUUGAACACUUGAGCAAGACUUUAUCAACUGUUUUCUCUGCUCUUUUGACAUGGGAUUACAAAAGUGCAGCGGCUGUUUGAGUUGCCUGUUAAUCCCCCUGGCACUGUGGAGUAUUGUUAUAAAUAUUCUCCUAUAUUUUCCUGAUGGGAAAUCUUCAUAUGCCUCCAGCAAUAAUCACACCAUCUAUGUGUGGCAUUUUGAAGGAAUCUGUUUCUCAGGUAUUAUGAUUCUUAUUCUAGCAGCACUUCUGGUAAUUCUGGAUCGGGACGCCUUUUAUGAAUGCUUCCAAAGUGAAAGCUGCACCAGAACAUAUAGACGUUUCAUUUCUGUUGUGCUUUCCCUACUAGGGAUUGCAUUCUCUGGCUACAGUCUGAUCAUAUCUGCUUUGAGCUUAGUGCAAGGCCCAUACUGCAAAACCUCAGCAGGCUGGGAAUAUGCCUUCAAAAACACUGCAGGCAGCUACCUCAUGGAUCCUACUUCCUGGUCCCAAUGCACUGAGCCUUCUUAUGUAGUGGAGUGGAACAUCAUUUUGUUGUCUAUUCUGAUAGUUCUUAGUGUCCUCCAAAUCUUGAUCUGCUUUCUGAAAAUAAUUGCAGAAUUAAGGCAAAUCCUGUGUGGAAAUUAUCCCAUCUUUGUUCAGCCUGCACUGAUCUAACAGCCUUGGGGAAUGACUCUACCAUGACUCCAUCGUAUCCCUGAGCGUACAUUUUAAUAUUAAUUUUUAAAACAGGCUUUUCUGUUUCUGUGUUGACACAAGGAUUACCAAUGUUUUUCCAACGUAUUAUUUAUGAUGCUCCACACAUUUCAGCUAAAGUGUACAGUUUUUGGAUAGUCUGUUUUUCUUGUUGCCUGUUUGCAUACUCUUUCCCUUUCUUGCAUUUGUUAUAUAUCUAAAUUGCGAAGCUCUUGAAAAAUGAAGAUUUUUUUGUGUUUACCUAAUAUAAAGCACUUACAUAUCAUCGAUACUACAUGAGUGAAUAUUUGGUUCAUUGUACAGUCACAUUAUUGUGAACAACAGCAACUUUCUUAGUAAAGAGAUAGAUUACA